Molecule: messenger RNA, 1613 nt
Organism: Stegastes partitus (bicolor damselfish)
Lineage: Eukaryota; Metazoa; Chordata; Actinopteri; Pomacentridae
Gene: shtn1
Product: shootin 1
Exons: 15
Coding region: 106-1554 (482 amino acids)
Biological process (GO): neuron projection morphogenesis; positive regulation of neuron migration
Cellular component (GO): cell leading edge; cytoplasm; axonal growth cone
Source: RefSeq, a predicted model, not a curated record
CAUCCUUUGCUCCCCACAGCCUUAGAGGAGUACGAUGGCCUGCAGAGAAAGCAUGAGACAGCAGCCAAGGAAUGCAAGAGGCUGGAGAAGGAGAGAGAUGAGGCCAUGAAGAAGCUUGAUGAGUUCCAGCAAGUCUCUCAGAUGGUCAUUGAGGAGGUCAGUGCUAUUCAGGAGGACCUGCAGAUCGAGAGGAUGUGUAGAGAAAGUGCCGAAUCCCUGGCCUCCAAGUUGAACCGGGAGAACCGCUCUCUGAAGAGGAAGAGCAUGAUGUUGCUGUCCCACCUCAGCCCAGAGACCAUCACAGAGAUCAACCUUGACGAUGAAGAGGAGGAGAGUGAGGACCUUCAUGCAGCUGUCAAAAUCUGCACCUCGCCCGAGUGCCACACCACCAUUUCAGAGCUUCAAAAUAAGUUGGACUUGGCACUAAAGGAGAAAAGUCAAGCAAUCACUGAUUAUGAGGCAGUAAGAGAACAACUGAGGCAAACCAGGGAGGAAUUGCUGAAAGAAAAGCACGACAACACUGUUUUAAUUGCUGAGACAGUGCAGCAAAAGAAGCUCCUGGGGAGAUAUAACAGAGUGUCCCAGUUUGCUGUGGAAGAAUACGAGGCUUUACAGGACACCUUGAACCUGGAGCGAGACCUGAGGACAGAGGCGGAGAACUUUGCCAGAACAAUGGUGGUCCAGCAAAAGAAGCUGAAGAGACAGAGUCAGAUCCUUGUGCAGAGCUCGGCGCCCAGUGAAGCUCUACAGGACGCCCUCAGCCAGGUCGCCACACUGACCGAGGAUCUGGAGACACAGAGGUUGGAGCACCAGAACCAGAUAAAACUGAUGGAGGACAGGUUAAGCAGCUGUGAGGCUCAGAGGGAGAUCGCGGCACUGAAGCGCAAACUGGAGCUCUUGGAGGAGGAGAGGAAGGAGUGCAGCAACAAAUGUUCCAAGGCCGAAGUCGAGGUCAAAGAUCUGCGGUUUACAGUUGAGGAGCUUCAGAAGAAGCUGCAGGCAGCUACCAACCCACCCCCAGCUCCAGCACCUCCACCGCCACCACCACCACCACCACCUCCACCUCCAGCCCAAGCCACUUCUUCCAACCCACUCAGCUCACUGUUGUCACUGAUUCGGAAGAGAAGAGACAUCAGUGCUGACAUCCCAUUGGUCAACCAGGAGUCUGCUGAAACACCAGAAGUGGAUGUCAGGCAGCAGGCAGUGGAGGAAAUGAUGCAAAGGAUCAAGAAAGGCGUCCAGCUCCGACCUGUGGGCCAGUCACGUCAAAGGACUCGGAGACAGAUGGAGAGGCUGCCCUCUAAUUCUGCCAUUCAGGAACUUAAAGGAAUCAUGGAGAAUUUCAAUAGAACCCCCCCCAAACCAAAGGCAGCUUCUCCAUCAGCAACCCGCGACGAGGAGCUGCAAAGGAUCCUGCUGCAACGGCGGGGUGCACUGGAGUCCCAGCACAAUACUGGUGUCCGUCCCCUCCUCUCCCCUGCAGUGAGCGGGCCACCAGACGGAGCUCAGCCCUCACAAGUGUCCACGCACAGGCUGGAUGUGACUGAAAAUUAAUAUCGAGCUUUUCAAUCUAUUGUAUGUUUACACAGUUAAUUUAAAAGAACCAUUUCACU